Messenger RNA from Sporothrix brasiliensis 5110, 1236 nucleotides. RefSeq lists its product as uncharacterized. The record is from RefSeq and is a predicted model, not a curated record. The transcript has a single exon. Gene Ontology annotation, molecular function: ferric iron binding; oxidoreductase activity, acting on single donors with incorporation of molecular oxygen, incorporation of two atoms of oxygen. The coding region runs from base 1 to 1236 and encodes 411 amino acids. Lineage: Eukaryota; Fungi; Ascomycota; Sordariomycetes; Ophiostomatales; Ophiostomataceae.
AUGUUGACCUCCUCUCUUCUCCUCCUCCUCCAGCUCGCGGCGUCGGCGUGGGCCCAUCCGGCCGGCCACGAGGAGCAUGUGCCGCAGCCGCUGGAGCGGCGCAACCUGGACCACUGCGACGCGGCGUUCAACGACCCCGCGUUUGUGGCGCGGACGGUCGAGAGCCACGGCCGCGAGUACGCGCGGCUGCGGCGGGCGCUGGGGCUGGCGGCGCCGGAGCCGGCCGACCUGGCGGCGGCGGUGCUGAAGAAGGCGAAGCGCGGGCCGCUGGACAAGCGCAACUACAUUUCCGUGUCCAAGGUCGACCACAAGAGCAACAAGACGGUGACGGCGGCGACGGACCCGGUGUCGCUCUUCAGCGACGCGGGCGCGUGCAUCCUGAUGCCGUCGGUGGACCAGGGCCCGCUGUACGUCAAGGGCGAGCAGGUGCGCAAGGACAUCACGGAGGGCGAGGCCGGCAUCAAGCUGACGCUCGUCGUCCAGGUGGUGGACUACAAGACGUGCAAGGCGGUGCCGGACGCGUACGUCGACAUCUGGAGCUCCAACUCGACGGGCGUCUACGUCGGCGUGCAGGGCUACCCGGGCAUGGGCGACCCCAAGGACGCGUCGAUUCUCAAGGGCACCGCCCUGCGCGGCCUCCAGCUGACCGACGACCACGGCGUCGUGUCCUUUGACUCGGUCGUCCCCGGCCACUACGCCGGCCGCGCCACCCACAUCCACACCAUUGUCUACCUCGGCGCCACCAAGCAGCCCAACAACACCAUCACCGGCGGCAAGGCCGCGCACGUCGGCCAGCUCUACUUUGACCAGCCGCUGCUGACGCAGGUCAACAAGGUCCAGCCCUACGAGACCAACACCAUGGCCAUCCUCGCCAACACGGCCGACUUCUUGUUCCAGCAGGGCGCCAACGGCGACGACCCCAUUGUGCGCUACGCCCUCGUCGGCGACAAGCUCGAGGACGGCAUGGUCGCCUGGAUCCGCUACGGCAUCAACACCGCCAACAACCUGGCCGUCAGCCCGGCCGCCUUCAUGACCCCCUCGGGCGGCGUCAUGAACCCGGACGGCCCCGUGGCGAAGAUGAACCAGGGCGGCGGCUUCUUCGGCGGCUUUGGCGGCUUUGGCGGCGGCGGCGGCUUCGGCGGUGGAUGGGGCUUUGGCGGCGCCAACACGGGCAAGACGGCCAAGACGACCAAGACGAAGCGGUUCCGGGCUCUGCGGGACGCCAUUGGCAUGUGA